AUGGUGAAGCUGAGCAAAGAGGCCAAGCAGAGGCUGCAGCAGCUCUUCAAGGAGGGCCAGUUUGCUACGCGCUGGGGCUUCAACCCUCUUGUGAUUUACCUGGGAUUUAAGAGAGGUGCAGAUCCUGGAAUGCCUGAACCAACUGUUUUGAGCCUACUUUGGGGAUAAAGGAUUAUUUGGUCUUCUGGAUUUGGAAGCAAUUAGCA
This is a messenger RNA of Saimiri boliviensis boliviensis (Bolivian squirrel monkey), 206 nucleotides long. Its product is annotated as mitochondrial import receptor subunit TOM7 homolog. Gene Ontology annotation, biological process: protein import into mitochondrial matrix. The record is from RefSeq and is a predicted model, not a curated record. Gene Ontology annotation, cellular component: mitochondrial outer membrane translocase complex. NCBI's taxonomy places the organism in Eukaryota, Metazoa, Chordata, Mammalia, Primates, Cebidae.